ACUGCCUGAGCUGAUCUCAGUUCUCACACUUCUCCAUUAUGACUGACAUUGUGUCACUAAAUAACAGCAUUUAAACACUCAGUCAGAUCAGAGGAAGUGAACAAACACAGGAAGAGCUGAUAGCAUUUAAAGAAAGAGUUGUGAGCAUAUAAUGAAGAGGAAGACUGACAGAAAGAGAAAAUGGCUGAUAAGUGUCAUUUGUGUCUGCUGGGACUGAUCAUUCUCUCUUCACUUCUCACAGGUACCAGUGGAGUGAAUGAUGAUCAUGUGUUCAUCAGUUCUGGUGAAAAUGUCCGUCUGCCCUGUAAUAAUCAUCUUCAUGACUGCAAAUCAACUACAUGGACCUAUAACAGACAUUCAGCAACAGUUGAACUGAUUGGUUUAGGGAUAAAGAAGAAAAACAUCGAGAGACAUGAGAGACUGAGUCUGGGGUCUGACUGCUCUCUGAACAUCAAGAACAUCAUAAAAGAAGAUUAUGGACUUUACAGCUGCCGACAAUAUGUGAAUGGACAAAAACAAGGAACUGAUGCACAUGUUUAUCUGCAUGUUCUUCAUGUCUCUUCAUCAUCCUCACAGACUGAGAUCAGUGCAGGCAGCUCUGUGACUCUCUACUGUCAGUUGUUUUCAAAUUCUGGAGACUCUUGUGAUGAUUGGAUCCGUUCUCAGUUAAUUCGGCUGUUCUGGGUGAAUCAUUCUGGUGUUAAACUGACAAUAUCAGACUCCAGAUAUCAGAUAUCAGCUCCAGGACACUGUAUCAUCACUCUGAAUGAAGAUGACAACAGAGAGUGGAGAUGUGAAAUUACUCACAGAAAUCAAGUCAAGACCUCAGUCACAUAUACUGUCAAGAGUUCAGCUCAAGAUAAAACAAGAAAAGCAGUGACUGUGACAGUGAUUUCUGUUUCUGUCACUGCAUUUGCUGUUUUUCUUCUUGUUGUUCUCUGGCUGAUCUGCAGAAAAAGAGCUGAUAAUAAAAUGGGGACUUAUGAGUCAGUGGUCAAAGGUGAGAAUGAAGAUAAAGGGACGUAUGAAACAAUCAACAUGUCCAUUCCUGCUGCUGCUAGAGACAAUGAGCAGACAGAUGAUGUGACUUAUUCUGAAGUCUCUUCUUCCAGUAAAAAGCCAGUAAAAUCACUCAAUGAUCAUAAUGAUACAGUGACUUACGCUGCCAUCAGAGGAACAGAAAAUGAGCCGCGGGAUGAACUUUACACCUCUGUGAACAAGAACAAGGACAAAUAAACAUUAAUGACACAGAUCACUGCUUGAGCUCAUCAUAUCAG
Messenger RNA from Labeo rohita (rohu), 1277 nucleotides. RefSeq lists its product as uncharacterized. Bases 181 to 1236 code for a protein of 351 amino acids. Gene Ontology annotation, biological process: interleukin-15-mediated signaling pathway; positive regulation of ERK1 and ERK2 cascade; T cell activation. The record is from RefSeq and is a predicted model, not a curated record. Lineage: Eukaryota; Metazoa; Chordata; Actinopteri; Cypriniformes; Cyprinidae. Gene Ontology annotation, molecular function: MHC class II protein binding; protein tyrosine kinase binding. The transcript has 8 exons. Gene Ontology annotation, cellular component: external side of plasma membrane; membrane raft.